GUUAUUCGAUUAUAGCUUCUGCUCUGCUAACUUCGACUUGAGAAACUUGGGUGUUAAAUAAAUAUAUUGAAAUAUAUUUAUAUCUGGCGUGUUUAAGCCAGCUAACUAAGCUGGCCAAUUACAAAAAGAUACAUACCGGCGACAAGCCGUACACGUGCACCUACUGCCACAUGCAGUUCAGGCAGCAGGGCACACUCAUCAACCACAUAAGGACGCACACGAAUCUCAUCAGUCAGCCAGCCAGAGUGGAGCAUACAGCAAUGCCAGCGCAUCUUGGACACGGUGCACAACAGCUGACAAAUGGCUUGCUGCAAAACAACCUGCACAGCACAACGCCCAAUUUUCUGCAGCUGGACCAUCAUCCACUGCUGCAUUUCCUUGAAGGCAGCUCAACAGUAAGCUCUUUAGUUGCGAGCAAUGCAGCGGCAGCUGCGGCUUCCGCUGCUACAGCGAGCAAUACGGGGACAGCGCCAGUAAAUCCAAAAACUGAACCUAGCCAGACCGAACAGACCCCUCGCUUAAACGUGGGCACCAUUAAUAUGUUAAGAAGCGAUAAUCCCGAUCGCCCAUUUGGCUGUAGCGUAUGUCGGCGCUUCUUUUCCCAACAGAGUACUCUGGUCAACCACAUUAAAACGCACACGGGCGAGAAACCAUACAAAUGCAAGAUCUGUGAUGCAAGUUUCCGGCAAGUGGCCACGCUCAACAAUCACAUGAAGAUCCAUACCGGAGAGAAACCGUACAACUGUUCCUACUGUCCUAAACAGUUCCGCCAAAAGAGUACUCUUCAAAAUCAUAUAAGGAUCCACAAAUGCUAGUUUGGAUAUUAGAUUAAAUUCGGAUGCAGUUACAAAUGCGAUACUACACCAACAAAUGCGUAAUACAUUAAAAUACAUUAAACAAAAACAUUAUGUACUGAAAAGUGUUAUUUAUCUGCUAUGCAGAGCGCAAUUAAAUGUAAACAAAACUGAAAUCUAUAGUA
This is a messenger RNA of Drosophila navojoa, 979 nucleotides long. RefSeq lists its product as uncharacterized. Gene Ontology annotation, molecular function: RNA polymerase II cis-regulatory region sequence-specific DNA binding; DNA-binding transcription factor activity, RNA polymerase II-specific. Gene Ontology annotation, biological process: regulation of transcription by RNA polymerase II. The record is from RefSeq and is a predicted model, not a curated record. Lineage: Eukaryota; Metazoa; Arthropoda; Insecta; Diptera; Drosophilidae.